AUAAAUUCAUCAAAGAUUAUUUAAGUAUUUGUGAAUGGCGCCCUUACUUGUUAUAGACAGGCCAUUUUGAGCAAGUAGUGUAUCACGUGACUAGACUGCGUUCGAGCGCAUUCAGAAGAUUGUAAAUAGUUGAGUGUAUAUAGUGUGUAAAGAUGAGCUCAUCAAAUAAAACCACCUCGAGGGGUGGUAAAGGAUCGAAAACAGCGGGGGAUGCGGGUGGUAAAAAAACAGAUGGAAAAACAGAUACAGGGACGAACAAAUCAACAAAUAAAUCACAACAGCCACAAUCGUAUGAAUUAACAUUGGCACAAAUAAAGGAUCGUAAAUCUGAUGAUCCGACACUCAAGGACAAAGUGAAACAGGUUAUGGACACAACAUUUAAGUCGGAGGAGGAAGUGUGCCUGGUUCUACAUGAUUGUGACUAUGACAUGGAUAAGGCUGUUAUUAUGCUCUUAGAGGGUCAUUCACAGGGUGCAUACGCAACAUCGGUAAAGAAGAAGAAAAAUCGACAAACAAGUACAAGUAAAACAGAAACCGGUGACGGUGGUGGAACUGAAGAUUGGGAUGCAACAACACAGAACAACACAGCGGGAGGUGCACAACAAACUGGUGGGGGCGGAGGAGUGGGCGGUAGUGGCAGUGGGGGUACAACAACAGCAGGUACCGGUGGUGGUGGUGAACGUGAACGCUCUCGAAAUCGUGGUGGUGCACCUCCCAGACUGAGCAAAGGUCGUGGUGAUAGUCGCGGUUGGCGCGGUCGAGAAGGACCACGUGGAGAACGUGGUGAUCGUGAUGGUGGUGAUCGUACUCACGGUGAUGAUGGACGUGGUGGUGAUAAUUAUCGACGUGGUGGUGGACGUAUGAGUAAUGGACCAGGACGAGGUGGUGGCGGUGGACGUGGUGGUCGUGGUGGACGAACUGGCCCACGUACAUAUCAACCACGUGACGGUGGUCCACGUGGCUCACACAAUCGUAAUACUGUUGAUACUUGGGAAGACACGUCACAAAUGAACAGUCAGAAUGGUAUGAAGAAACGAAACAAUAAUGACAAUUUCCCACAACCUGAGGAGUGGGAUAACGAGGAGUACCGUGGAACCUUAGGUGGUGUUGAUACGUGGGAAGAUACAUUCCCACAACCAGAAGAUUGGGACAAUGAAGAAUAUACAGGGUCAUUGGCUGAUACAAAAGUAUUUACACCAAGUCAAGCUAUGGAAGCAGCUGCAGCCGUUGCAGCCGCAGCAGCAUCGUUAAAUGCAGCGAACGCAGCUGCUGGUGUACCUGAUCUAAGUGCGUCGAUGGUGGUGACAUCGUCAACCGUUGAUAAAUCAACAACAGAUCCUACACAAGUUGAUUUAUCACAGCAUUCGACAUCAUCAUCAGCGGCUGCAGCUCUAACACAGGCACUAGAGAUGCGUGCAACACAACAACAAGUCGUGCAACAGCAACAUGUCGCUCCUGUACAUUUACAACAGCCACAAUCGACUACGUUGACGGCUGCACAAUCACAGUAUCUUAGCCAAUUAACACAACAAAAUUCGGAUAGUAUGAAAGUAGCUGCGCAGCAAGUGGCAACAGCACCUUCAUCGUAUCAAGGAACAACCAAUCAGUAUACAGCAUCUGCAGCAAAUGCAUACAGUGCUCAAAGCUAUGGACCAUCAGCAAACAGUUACGGCGGCGCCGGAAACUUACAAGAUCCACAAUCUGUGGUCGUCCAAUCUCAACAACCCACCCAACAACAACGGACUAAAACACAACGUGCCCGAGUUCCUCCACCAUCUAAAAUACCAGCUAGUGCUGUUGAAAUGCCUGGUGAUCUAAAUAGUAUAGGCUUCUUGGAUGUGCAAUUCGGUGGUAUGGAUUUGGUAUCAGACACUACAACAUUUGAUGAUGUUACCAAUAAGUACACAACGUCGUCUGCAUCGGUUGUAGUGAGUGGGGGUAGUAAUGUGCUAGAUAAUACAUCAUCGUCUGUUCAACAAACGUCACAACAACAAGUUACACAGAAUAGUUUGGAUUUAUCGAGUACGUCAAAUCAAACUCCAAGUGCAUCGGUUAUGGAUUCGUAUUCUGCCAGUACACAUCAAGUUGUUUCGUCUAAACAGCAAGUGGCCCAGUCCAAUAUUAGUACAGCGUUGGGACAAAAUCAAAUUUUAUCAAAUACCGACAGUAUUUCACAAACAACAAAUGAUCAUCUAUCAUCGUCAACGGUAGCGGGUAGCGGUUAUACAUCAUCUUCACGGGGUGUUGUCCAAUCAAAUAAUGCUGUUCAAACAGCAAUUGAAACAGUGAACAAAUCAACAGAUGUAUCACAUAACACAUACUCACAGCCACAAUCCAAUUCAUACCAAAGUUAUCAAAGUCAGAAAUCAUCACAAUCAGCGUAUCAAACACCAGCUGGUUAUAACACAACAUAUUCAACGAAUACACAGGUGACGUCUUCAGCAAGUUCGUACCCAACAAAUCAAUCAACAAAUAGUUAUUCAAAUAGUCAAACAUCAAAUUCUGGUUAUAAUCAAAGUACGGUUAAUAAUUCAUCAUCGUAUCAAACAAAUUCUUAUCAAACAGCGUCGUCUUAUCAAAAUGUAACACCUGCAUUCUCAUCGAUAAGUAAUCAACCGACGUCAUCAUUUCCAAGUAAUAAUCAAUCAUCAGGGUAUCAAACAAAUCCUAGCCAAUCAGUAUAUGCGGCUGCUGCUGCUGGUAUAAAUAAUACAAAUAGUUAUCCAAAUCAAUAUAAUAGUUACAAUACACAAAGUACGAAUCAUAAAUUAACAAGUACAGGGGGUUCAAGUGCAAAAGAUGUACAACAACAAGUACAAUAUGAUACAAGUGGUGUAAAUACUGGUGGUGGUAGUCAAGUGAGUCAAGGUUCAGUUGGUGUUGGUUCAGUGAAUCAAGGUGUUAAUAGUCAAUCGUCUGGUGGUGUGAAUCAAGCAAAUGUUGUAAGCAGUGUAAAUACUACACCAACGUUAGCAGCUUUAAGUCAAACUACAACGUCUGUUAAUACUAAAGUUACUACGACAUCAACAGCUAAAAGUGGUGUUGUACCAAAUAUACCUCCAGGUGUUGCACCUAUGAUGGGUACACAAUAUAUAAUGGGUCAAGCUGGUAUGCCAUUCUAUCAACAACCGGUCUAUUCAUUUGAAGAAUUACAAUUGUUACAACAACGAAUACCACACAUGACCACUGGUUACUAUGAUAUACCAUAUCAAGCACCCACAUCAUUAGCGACAGGAGCUGAACGUGGUGCUUCUUUAGCAAGUGUUGCAUAUUCAAUGUCAGAUGGACGAUUUACACGUGCGGAUAAUAAUGCAUCACCUGUGCCUUCUACAAUUUCACAACAAAUUAGUACGACAACGCAAGCACAUCAGGCACAACCAAUGUUAAAUGCUACAGCGUUACCACCAGGAUAUGCAUAUUUCUAUAACACAAGUAUGAUGCCAGGUGGCUAUCAAUAUGGUACACCCGCUAUUUACUCUCAAAUGCCAACAGCAACAAAUGCACAUGGUUCAACAACAAGUCAGUAUCCUAAACCAGGAAGCUAUGGUUCUGGAUAUAACAGUGCUUAUGAUGCACUAUCACAAUCACAGGAUUAUAAUAAGAGUGCAUAUGUGGGUGGUCCAAAUCAAUCACAAAACAAAGCUGGAGUAGCUGUUACUACUGGCUCAUCAGCUACAGAUCUCACAUCUAUGUAUGGUAAAUCACAUGUCGCUUUAGGGAAAGUUAAUUCUUAUGAUAAACAAGGUUUUCAUUCUGGUACACCACCCCCAUUCAAUUUGGCUGGUAGUCAAAGUGCGGGCUUAGCACCCAGUGGACAAUAUACACCACAUCUAUUUAUUCCAACAAUGGCUCCGCAUCAAACUCAUCAUAGUACUACGCUUAUGCAUCAACCAUUACAUCAAAUGGACGUGCGCCAAACAAGUCGACGCACGGAUACGGCAAACAGCAGUGGGCAACGCUCUCAGACUUCGAGCCAAGCGAAGCCAGGUUCAAAACAAGCAUACCAAACUUCGUAUUGGAAUCAAGCUUAAGUGCUGUGAUCCCACCCCACCAAUAUGCCCGUUUCUCACAAUACACACACACAACACUACUAUGUCCGCUGAAUUCGUUGGUGUUUUGACUUGAUUUGUGAGAGUUACAGCGUCUUCAAGUAAACGCGACUUUCUCUCUCAUCCUGUACACAUACACACAAAAAAGAUGCAAAAAUUAACAAAAAAAAAAAGAGUUUUAGAAAAAAAGUUUUUAAUUUUUUUUAUUACCAUCGUAUUUGAAAAAAAAACAUUUUUUUGAACGUAUAUUAAACUUAAGUUUAUAAUUUAAAUAUAACCUCUCCCCUCAACCUCUAACACAGAACCUACACACAUCCCUUCUUACAGAUUUUUCUCCCCCGAACCCCAUUGAACUUUUUUUUUUCAAAUAUUUAACCCUAUUUUUUAUUUAA
Molecule: messenger RNA, 4441 nt
Organism: Chrysoperla carnea
Lineage: Eukaryota; Metazoa; Arthropoda; Insecta; Neuroptera; Chrysopidae
Gene: lig
Product: protein lingerer
Exons: 15
Coding region: 153-4031 (1292 amino acids)
Cellular component (GO): nucleus; cytoplasm
Molecular function (GO): protein binding
Source: RefSeq, a predicted model, not a curated record